Messenger RNA from Phycodurus eques (leafy seadragon), 2784 nucleotides. RefSeq names its product exocyst complex component 3 (gene exoc3). Gene Ontology annotation, molecular function: SNARE binding. Gene Ontology annotation, biological process: exocyst localization; exocytosis. The record is from RefSeq and is a predicted model, not a curated record. Lineage: Eukaryota; Metazoa; Chordata; Actinopteri; Syngnathiformes; Syngnathidae. Gene Ontology annotation, cellular component: exocyst. The transcript is spliced from 16 exons. Bases 190 to 2445 code for a protein of 751 amino acids.
CGGGGCCAAAGAAGGAAGUAAAAGGGAAUACAACAAUAUAACCUAGUACUAUAUUUGUGAUAGUGACGUUCUAUGCGAAACUUUGCGUGUGCUCUUUUUUUGUUUGUUAUUGUCAGCAUUGGAUGAUUAGGACCCCGACUGUGAUUGCAUGAAACCUAUGGGCACAACUUUGUACCAUUGAGCAUCAUCAUGGAGGAGACAAGCCGCGAGGCGGUUGCCACAGCAGUCCAGCGUGUGGCUGGAAUGCUGCAGAGGUCUGACCAGUUGGAUAAAGUGGAGCAGUACAGAAGAAGAGAGGCCCGGAAGAAGGCCUCUGUCGAAGCAAGGCUUAAGGCGGCCAUCCAGUCUCAGCUGGAUGGUGUUCGCACCGGACUAACUCAGUUGCACAGUGCUUUGCUUGACGUAAAGGACAUCCAGAGCUCGCUGGCUGAUGUGAGCAAAGACUGGAGGCAGAGCAUCAACACCAUAGAGAACCUGAAAGAUGUCAAAGAUGCUGUAGUUCAACAUAGUCAGCUGGCCUCUGCUGUGGAAAACCUUAAAAACAUUUUCUCAGUCCCAGAGAUUGUGGAAGAGACCCAGCAGCUGAUAGAGCAGGCAGAGCUGCUUCAGGCCCACAGAAAGCUGAUGGAGCUGGAGAGUUCCCGAGACGACCUCAUGUAUGAGCAGUACCGUAUGGACAGCAAGAACACCAGCGACAUGCAUCUCAUUUCUAUCUACUUUGAAGAUGUUCAGCGGUUAUCAGAUGAGCUUGCCAAACAGUUAUGGAUGGUUCUGCAGAGGGCCAUGGCUACGGUUCGUCGGGACCCCACCAUGCUGGUGUCAGUGAUUCGUAUCAUUGAGCGUGAGGAGAAGAUCGACCGGCGCAUGGUUGACCGUAAAAAACAGACAGGCUUCAUCCCGCCUGGACGAGCCAAAAGAUGGAAAGACAGAAUGUUUGAGGUAUUAGAGUGCACUGUCAGCACCCGCAUUGAGGGCACCCAGGCAGUGACAAGAGAGGCUGAUAAAAUGUGGCUUGUUCGUCUUCUGGAGAUAAUGAGGAAAUACGUUUUAGAUGACCUCAUUAUUGUCAAGAACCUCAUGGUUCAGUGCUUCCCGCCACAUUACAACACCUUCAACAGGUUUUUCAGCCUUUACCACAAUGCUGUUUCUACUCGUGUCAAAGAACUGGCGUCUGAGGAUUUAGAGGCCAAUGAGAUAGUGUCCAUGUUAACCUGGGUCCUCAAUACCUAUAAGAGUGCAGAAAUGAUGGGCCAUCCAGAGCUUAUUGCUGAGUGCGACAUCAACCAGCUAGAGUCAUUGCUACCUCAGGAUGUGGUGGAUGAGCUCCUCAGCAAAUACGUCCAGACUUUCACAUCUAAUAUUACUGGCUGGCUGAGGAAAGCCCUCGAAACAGACAAAAAGGACUGGCAGAAAGAAACAGAACCUGAAGCUGAUCAGGACGGGUACUACCAAACCACACUGCCUGCCAUUGUCUUUCAGAUGUUUGAACAGAACCUGCAAGUGGCUGCACAGAUUGAUGGGGACUUCAAAGAGCAGGUUCUCAAACUCUGCCUGAAACAGAUGAACUCAUUCCUCAUUAGGUACAGAGAAGAGUCUGUGGCCUACAAAGAGGAACACCUGAGAGAUCGACAGCUGCCUCAGUGUUACGUGCAAUACAUGAUCGCCAUCAUAAACAACUGCCAAACAUUCAAAGAGUCCAUCAACAGUCUAAAGAGAAAGUACUCUCAGUCCUCUGAGCCCACUGACAGUGAUGCCGCCAUAGAACGGACACUCAACGAGGUGGCCAAGGAGGGGUGUCAGUUCCUCUUAGAUGAAGUCUUCUUAGAUCUUGAGCAUCACCUCAAUGAGCUUCUAACCAGAAAGUGGUUGACAGGCUCUCAUGCUGUGGACACGAUCUGUGUGACUGUGGAGGACUAUUUCAAUGACUUUAACAAGAUCAAGAAACCGUUCAGUCAGGAAAUGACGAGUGAAGCCCUGCGCAGGGUUGUGGUAGACUACAUCAAGGCAGUGAUGCAAAAGAGGAUCACCUUUAGAAAUGCUGAUGAGAGGCGGGAGGGAGCUGAGAGAAUGAUCAAAGAGGCUGAUCAGUUCAAGUUCCUCUUCAGAAAACUUGCUGGCGGAGAAGAUACUGAUCGUCUUUGUGGAGCCAUUGUGGCCAUUGCUGAAGUCUUCAAGCUGACUGACCCGACACUGCUCUUCCUGGAAGUCACUACCCUGGUUUCCAAAUACCCCGACAUCAGAGAGGAGCAUAUCCAGGCGCUGCUAGCGGUGCGUGGUGAUGCCAGCAGGGAAAUGCGCCAGAUGAUCCUCGGAACGCUCAGCGAGAACAAAGUAUCUUAUGGUGGUGUCACACAGCCCAUCUUCAAAGAAAUCACUGUGCCUACUAUCACCAUGACUACCAUGACUACCAUGACCUCCAUGGCAACUGCCAAGCUGCUUAAAUAAAAGCCAAUCCUAUCAUUUCCGCCUCCAUAAAAGCUAACAUGUUUUUCUCCUCAAGAUACUCGGUUCUGUGUUCAUUGCACCUUUCUUGUGUUAAGAGAAGAAGAAUGACUUUCUGUUUAUUUGCUGUUUAAUGGCCAUGGUGAUCCCAUUUGUGCUUCAAAAAAUGACAAAUGUAUAGUUGUAAAAAUGAACUGUCUCUAAAUGUAUGUCAUCCAACUGAAAAUUUAAGAAUCGUUGAGGAUUAGGCUAUUCCUACCAUUUCUUCAUUUUUCUUUCUUUCAAUUUUCAAGAAAAUGUGAGGAGUCUGUUUUUCAUCUGACUCCAUACUAAACAAUUCUC